AUGUCAUCUCUUGGCUGUCUGUACACCUCAAAGCAUCCGCUGCCCUCUGGUUGUUUGGAAAUGGGGGGAGCAGCGGAGGCUGCAGACCCAUUUUCUUUUGUUUCUGCUGCUGCUGAGCUGUCUGCCGAUCCCAGCCGCACAGCAGGUUCUCCCUCUACUUCUCCUGCUGCUUCUCCUGCUUCUGCUCCUUCUGCCGCUGCUGCUUCUGGAGAGGAAUCCGCAUGCUUUCUCGAGCUCAGCGCUUUGAAGCCUGUACCCCCGUCAGCGUUUGCUCUACGACCUCACCAGAAGCGGCAAGAGAAGCAGCAGGAGCAGGAGCAGGGCAAGCAGGAGCAGCAGCAGCAGGAGCAGGGGCAGCAGCAGCAGCAGCAGGAGCAGCAGAGGUCCCAAGGUUCAGCGCUGUCUGCUGAGGGUGUGUUGGUGUUUGUUGUUUGUUAUUUUGCUUACACCGCUCUGUACUUUACCCGAAAGCCUUUUUCCGUUGUGAAGGAAGAACUAAGGCGAGAUUUGGGUCGGCUGCUGCUGCAGCCGUCUCUCGAGAAGACUGCUGCAUUCACGUCCCCCCGCUGCUCUUUGCUUGCCAGCAAAAAUGAAGGAGACAGUACACCUCAGGCAGCUGCGGCGGCAUCCAAAGUCGCACCUGCAGCAGCAACGCCUGCAGCAGCAGCAGCAGCAAAUCCAGCAGCAUCAAAUGCAGCAGCAGCAUAUGAGCAGUCAACUGAAGACGACAGCGCUUCGACUGCCACAGAGAGGCCUGAAGCAACUCUUUUGAGUUCCGCCUCGCAGAGCAGCACCAGCAGCAGCAGCAGCAGCAAAACUUCUCUCUUUCUCUUUGCCCCUGAGCCUUCUGUUGAACCAGCAGCAACAGCAGCAGCAACAACAGCAGCAGCAGCAGCAGAUGAGAGUGGAGUCUCUCACGAAGCUGCACGCGUCAGAGAUGAAGGAGUUUGGUUGCUGCGUGUAGAAGCCAAGCUCUCUGUUGCUGCUGCAGGCGUUGCUUCAGUUGCGUUCGAUGUAGGAGGAGCAGCAGGCGCUCUAAUAAGCGGCUUUCUCGGAGAUAAAUUGUUAAGGGGCCGUCGGCUGACGUUAGCAGCAGCUUUGUGUGUAGCUACCGCCUUCGCUUUGUGUUUGCUGCUGCUGUCUGCUAAGCAGCUGUCUUCUCUUCAAGCAGCGGAAGAAGAUCUCCAGCUGUACGAACAGCUCCGUCUGCUGCGGCUGAGACAAACGCUGCAGGAAAAGUGGAGCAACAGAAACUAUGAACAGCAGCAGCAGCAGCAGCAACAUCAGCAGCAGCCGCAGCAAUUGCAGCACGAGAGAACAAACGAAGAAAUACAAACGCAAAUACCCAUAAAACGUCUUAGUCAGCAGCAUGAAAACAACAACAGCACCAGCACCAGCAGCAGCAACAACAGCACCAGCAGCGGAGCAGUAGCAGCAGCCACUCACCCUCUGUCUCCGUUUAAAGGCAAUUUGUAUCAGCAGCAAACCCCACAAGAGCCGCCGGUCUUCCGUUUGACACAACAAGAUGAAAGGAGGAAACAGAAGCAGCAGCAGCAACAACAGCACCAGCAACAGGAGCAGCAGCAGCAGGAAAUGCAACAGCAGCAGCAGCAGCAGCAGCAGCAGGAGCGGCACCUGCGUCCGUCUUUGUUUUCUGUCCCUUCGUUGUUUGUCUUCGGCCCUCUUCCUAUUCCUUCUAUAAUUGACAGCAGCAAUAAACCCAAUGACGUCAAACAAAGAAGUCUAGGCGCCGAUGAUCCUGCUGCUGCUGCUGCUGCAGCAGAGGAUGCAGCAGCAGCAGCAGCACCAGCAACACCAGCAGCAGCCGCACCAGCAGCAGGAGAGGAGGAUCAUCAAGUGGAGACAUUGAGCGCUGAAGAUGUGGAGUUUGCUGAGGGUUUGCUGCAGCAGCAGCUCGAUGAUGAGGGAUUGCUGCGUGCAGAGAAAAAGGAGAGGGAAGCUGCGUUGCAGCAGCAGACGCAGCGUAUUUUGCUGCUGCUGCUGCUGUGUUUGCUGCUGGUGGGGCUGCUAAAUGCAGGCCCAGACGCAAUCCUAGGAGCAGCAGCAGCAAUCGAUAUUGUAGAAUUUUUUAAUGCUCCUCUAAUGCAAGCCACAGCUCUUGCUACGCUUAUUAAUGCAGUGGGGGCGGUUGGCGCCCUUCUUCAGCUGCAAUAA
Molecule: messenger RNA, 2175 nt
Organism: Eimeria acervulina
Lineage: Eukaryota; Apicomplexa; Conoidasida; Eucoccidiorida; Eimeriidae
Exons: 5
Coding region: 1-2175 (724 amino acids)
Biological process (GO): regulation of transcription by RNA polymerase II
Cellular component (GO): nucleus
Molecular function (GO): transcription cis-regulatory region binding
Source: RefSeq, a predicted model, not a curated record